GGGAGGUGGCGGGCUGGGCGCUGAGAAAGAUGCGAGAAGCUCAACGCUUCAUAUCGGUGCAUACGACAACGACGUCCGUACUAGACACACGCUCGCUCCCUCGCACUCAAUCCUUCUACACUCGACGACACAAGCAGUAGUUUCGACAAGUAGCACGCAGGGUGAAGAAGAGGAAGAUAGAGAGACAGAGAGAGAUUGAAACGAACUUUGCACAAAAGUUUCAGAAAUAGAAAACUUUUUAGAAGCAAGAGAAAAAAACGUGGACGAAUAAUAAUAUAUACCGAAUAUUAUAAAACGAAUUAAAUGAAAGAAGGGGGCCAUCAAGAUAUUAUUAGAAGUAGUUAUAUAUUUGUAUCGUCGCCAUCUGAGUGUGGGAUGUCAGGAAGACAGUCAGCUGGUCCACAAGUGUUGUGUGAGCUACGCCCCUCCCAGAAGCAGUCACUCCGUCUGAAGAUGCCACAUGAAUAUUAAUACCGUCGAUUAUCAUAAUCCUGUCUGCCUCUCAGUUUAUCUUAUCAUGCAGAUUGUGGCCUAACAGAGAAGUAAACAUCUGGCCCAAAAAUUUGUUAGUUACAACUCUGAAACUUUCCAUUUCUUUUAUAUUCGAAAUUUAUAAAAGUAAUGUGGAAAGUUGUGUGCUGGAACUCGAAAGUUGGACAUACGUGGAACAUAUAAGCAGUUUAAUGUGACAAUGGCUGAGGGACUAUGGUGUAAACGUUUGUUUCUCGUUUUGAGGCGAGAGCGUCACAUCUGUGCAGUCAGGACUGAUUUCCUGUUGGUGUAGGCCUAAAAUAUAUAAAAUGCGAAUAUCUUGUGUAAUUCUAUUGGUACUAUUGGUAUUUGGGAACAAUAAUUGCUUCUGAUUUGGUUGCUGAGGACAAGGAAUUCAUAAUGACAAGAUCUGGGAAUAGUGAAGUGCCUCUACCAGCGGUUUAUAUUGCCACUCUUGAUUGUGAGGAUCACACUUCCUUACCUCCGCGUGCUACAGGAGACGACGACCGGUCCGAAACUACUUCACCACUCCUACAAGAUCCGUUUCCUUUGAAUCCAAAACAUGAUAAGGAAGAAAUCACUUUAGAAGAUAAUUCUAACACGACGCCACCGACGCCAUGGUUCAUGAAUCGUGGCCUCAGCACCAUUUCUGUAGUCAUCAUUAUCCGUAUCACCACCAUCUUAUUUCCAUCCGUAUGGUUGAAGAUUGGAGUUUGAUCGCAGCUGUAUUUCUUUUGGACGAGAGUGUGAAGAAGUUUUGGGAACUUGUGCUGCGGCUGAGACUGGUGAUUUAUAUGGUGAUCGUGGUCGGUGUAGGGAGUGAGCGAUUCUGUAUAUUUUGAAUACUAGAAUAAUGAAAGAAGUGGUGGUUGUAAUGGUUCCUGGUGGUUGCUAAAUUUGCUGCUGCCAACUCGCCGUCAUAUCAAGUUGUUCGUGUCGCCAGGAUGCCCGUGAGCACUGGAGCCGCCUCGUCCUCGUCCUCGACCGCUGACCGCACCAAACGUUGCAAGCACUGUGAAGAGUCCGGGCACCGGUUGGAUAGCGGGAGUCUGUUCUGGAGGAUCCAGCUUGACCAGGAUCUGCUGGACACUAUUAUCGCCAUAUACCCGGAGUGGUUCAAGGAUUACAACCUGAGUCGGGUUGGGUCGACUAUGGCUGAAGGAGGGAGCGGCGGAAGUGGCGCCGCCCCUGAUACCGGACACACUAACGGCGGCCAGCCCACCGCCCCCAACAGCACCGGCCUACUGCCCCUAUCGCCUCCAAAGUCUGAGGUGGACGAUUCUCCACUCCAGAAAUCCAUGGACAAGAACAAGGAGUCACUGAAGGUGAAGCUGAUGUUGCGGCGGCCCAUCAACCAGUUGGUGGCGCAAGGAAUCAUGCCGCCGCUGAAAACGCCGCCAGCAUUCCAUGAGCAACGUCAGAAGCUAGAACGUGCCAAAAUGGGCGAUCUGCUCAAGGCAAAAAUUCAGCAACGUCCUGACAGGCAAGAACUUGUUAGACAACACAUCUUAGAAGCCGAUAUGGGACAUGUAGAUCCUUCACUAGCAGAGAGACAGCGAAUGCUGAAAAAGGCACGUUUGGCAGAUUCACUAAAUGACCAACUGUCACAUCGACCUGGUCCACUGGAACUCAUCAAGAAGAAUAUCUUGCACACAGAGGAACCUAUUGAAAGGGCAGUCAAAGAGGGUGUGAUACCGUUUAAGGCAACAUGUGAGGGCCAGUUAACAAAACCUCAACAUCCAAAUCGCUACAUUACGUUCGAAGAAGAUUCUCAGAGUUCAGAAGGGGCACAGUCUCCUCAGCAGACCCAAUCUGCAACAUCAGCACCAGAAGUAAGACAACAGUCAAAUGUAUUAGAAGCAGCGGCAGCGUCAGCUGGAAUUGUAACCGUUGCCUUGACGAUCCCAACCACAGGAGGAGCUGUUGUCGUUACAUCAGCAUCCCCGGCUGCGUUUGAGCAAGCUGUUGCAGCAUCAGCAUCGUCUAGCAUGGACCACCAACAGCAACAGACUGCAACAGUAACAUUUGCAGAUCUGUGCAAUAAUGUAAUGGGUGGAAAUGCUCAGUUACCAGCAGUGACUUCUGCUACUGCCUCACUGCCCACUAUCUUGCCUCUUGCUCCAACACCAAGCCCAAUGAGCCUAGGUUCUACAACAUCUAGCCUUAGCCCUCUUAGUUCUGUUUCCGUAUCUUCACCUCCUGCACCCCCUACACCCUCGCCGGCACUCACCAUCACACCAAGGCCUGCACCUCAGUCUUCUCCCAUUUCAACAGUGUCUUCACAUCGUUCUGAUGCACCAGGCAAAGAUAAGAACAGGAAGAAAUCAAAGUCCAAGUCGCAACCAAAGACAAGGACCAUUAAAUUCCAUGAAUACAAGGGUCCACCAAAUGCCCACAAGAGCACUGCUAUGAGUGCUGUGUCACCUGUUGAGACAUCAUAUGAAUUGCUACUCCAACAACAGCAACUGUUUCUUCAGUGGCAAUUAGAGUGGCAACAUAAGUAUCCACAGAUUAUCUUGCCAGCAGCACAGAAGCCAUUGUCUGUGAGCUCAGACUCUUUGAGUGGUGGCACUGCUGCAACAGCCACAUCCUUAUCAGGCCUGAUUGCAGUAGCAUCACCCCCUGCUGCGCACACACACACAGUGGCAAAUACUGUAACAAGUGCUGCGCCCACAGUCACUGUGGCAGCUCCCAGCUCAAAUACGAACACAGUAGUACCAGUUCCCUCUCCGGCGCCACUGCAGGCUCCACCAACGCCUCAGCAGGAGCAGCCACAACAGCAGACACUGCGCACCCUCACAAAACUGGAGGAUAUGAAAGUAAGUGACUUAAAGGCAGAGUUGAAGAAGAGGAAUUUGCCUGUAUCAGGGUCAAAGCCUCAGUUAAUAGAACGUCUGAAACCAUUCAGCGAUUCCUUGACUGGCUCAUCCCAACAACAGGACAGCCACGUGAUGUCUAUCACUAGCACGUCCGUCUUGAGUACCACUAACAGUACUACCACCACGACGGCAGCAGCAACCAUUCCAGUGACUCAGAUGGGUCACAUUCUCAUGGACACACCUGGCCCAGUCAUUAAUGAGGAGUCACUGUCAGGUCUUUCAAUGGAGACUCCAGUUUCCCCACCCACACAGCAGAUGGCCCUAGUGCAUGAUGGCUCUGGAGGGGAUGAUGAAGUGAGCUUGCCUACCUUCUCACCCAGCUCACAGCAUCAACAGCUGUCUCCUUUAUCACAGAAUAUGUCCCCAGACUCAGUUGGGAUUGCUGACCUUGACAUGGAUACAACAGAGGGCAGCUCUCUUACUGUGGGCUCACCAUCAGAGCAACAAGUUUCACCUCCACCUCCUUCACCCCAGCAACAGCCACAGAACCUGGUUAGCGAGGACAUUAUUCGUGAUCAGCAACGUAAGAUCGAGGAGCUGGAGCGUGAACUACUCAAGUCACAACUACAGUUGCAGCAGAUUCGCAACAGUAAGGAAUUAACUAACACUCAGCGGCUCAAACCACAGCCACAGCAGCAACUGGCCUUGGUAGCACCAUCUACCUCCUUGUCCAAUGGCGUUGUUAUUGAUCCAGCUUCUGCUACUGCUGUAACCACAUCAGCAGCCAUAGCAUCAAAACAGCAGAAGCUUAAACAGCACCUUGUACAAAAAAUCCAUCAACAGCAACUCCAAAUGCAGUUGCAACAACUUCAGACACUUCAUCAACAGCAGCAACAACAGAGGCAGCAGCAACAGCAACAUAUUGCAUUCCAGCAGCAACAGCAAGGUCUGAAUGCGAAGGCAAGUCUGGCAGCAUUCCUUCAGAGCCAGAGCCAGCAGCAGCAGAUAGCAAACUUGCUUCAGCAGCAACAGCAACAGUCAGCUGUCAACAACAAGAAUAAUAAUAAUAAUAAUAAUAAUAACAAUAAUAGUAAUAAUAAUAAGAGAAACAAUGCGAAGAGUAUUGUCCUGGGGCAACAGCAAGCAGCUAUUGUGCUGAACCAGUUAAACCUCCAGAAACAAAAGGCUUCUGUUCUGAAUGGUGUUUCUGGCCACCAGAGGACUUCAUCUUUACCAAAUUUCUUCGGCUCCUUUGUCACCCAGCAGCAGCAUUCAACAGGUAGCUCAAAAGAAGCAAGUCCAAGUGUUUCCUUGCCUCAGGGUGGCUCAGACCCACAGCAGUUCCUAGUCACAAAGCCACCUCCACAGUAUGAGGAAGCCACAAAGCAACUGAAGGUCAAACAGGAAGCAGACACGAACAGUUCAGGCAGUAAGAGCACCAGCUCCCGUCCAAAGAACGUGAAGAGCCAGAUAGUAGAUGACGUGUUGGAGAUUCUAAUCAAGAAUGGUGAGCUCCCACCUAGUGCGGCCCAGGAUCCUGCCACCCCAACCACACCAGGUCGUUCAAUGCCUCAGGGUCUCGUUUUCACCAGUUCUGCAGAUACCACAGAGAAUCCAACUCCAGCCACAUCUCCCGCUGUGCCUCCACCCCCACCUCCUCCCCCUCUUCCUCAUACAACUUUUGCCAUAACCCUACCUACUUCUAUCUCUGUAACCAGUCACGCCAACACCAACCCCUUUCACAUGCAAUUCUCUGGGUCAGACUCCUUGGACUUCAUCCUGGAUAAUGCUUCCAUUUCUGGAGACUGUCAGCAACAAGAAUCACAGAAUCACCCCCUGGUAGUGGGCACUGACUUGCAGGGACCACCCCCAGGCAUUGAUCUCAAAGAGCUUGGCUUGGACUUGGAGACGCUGGACCCCAUGGACUUCGGCCAGCUUGACUGUGGUGACCUUGGUGUGCCAGCUGUGAAGGUAGAACCAUCGGAUCUCUUGGAUCCUGUGACAGACAUGGAGAUAGGUGGGGUGGGAGGGGAGACAAGCACCUCUAAGUUAGGUGAACAUCAAGCGUGUGAGCUGAUGGACAUUGGUGAGAUGCCCAUGGACAUGGAUGAUGCUGACUGGCUGGAAUCAUUGAUGCCCCCUACAGAUGCUUCGACAGGUGGUAGUGGAGCUGAUGUAGAUGGCAGUACUUCUGUGAUGUUGUCUCCACAUCAGAGCUUGUUCCUUUCACCCUCUUCCAACCAAGGAAGUUCAUUUCAUUUCAGCCAUAACCAUCUUCAUAAUGGUCAUCACCAUGCUGAAUUGGAGUCAUAUGAUCCUUUGUUAUCAAACAGCCAAGACCCAUUUGAUCUCUUCAACAUUGAAGAAUCAGAGUUCAAAAUGGCCGGAGACCUAAAUGCAGCACUUGGCUGGGGCGACAGAGUUGAUUUUGCAACUUAGCAGACUUCUCCAUGGAGUAUGGACUCUUGUUCUUGGCUACGCUGAGCCUGUGCCUAACUGCAGCAAACUACAUCCAGUUCCAGAAACUCUGUAUAACAAAUCUUCAACCAUUUAAGAAACAAAGGGAAAAGAAGGAAACAUGACUUUAACAGAUUUGGUGCAAAGAUGCUUCUGUUACUAAGAAACAUAACCCACUAAUAUCUUUAUAAACUUAAAUCCGAAGCUUCAGGAUGAUGAAAAAAUUUGAAACUAUAAUUGUGACUGCAGAAUGAAACAUAAUUAAGUCUACAGGUGGCAGGGAGUUGUUGCUGAGUUAGGAGUUUGAAUGUGGUGCGGGGGAUACUCAGAACAAACCAAAGUGUUGUUAAGUUGUCCAUAAUUUGUAAGGUGCAGGAUCACUUUUACAUACCUUAUUUAUUAAUACUUGAGGUAUAUUCCAUAAGCACAUUUGCAGCUGAUGGCUAGAAUGUUGCUGUCAUUUUCAUUAUAUGAACUAGAUAGAAACAUUUUGUGAUGAAUAAGAACUCUGUUGUUGUUUAUGAAUUAAACAGUGCCUUAUUGUGUCUGGGGAAUGCAGAUAUGCCUAACUGCCUCUGUAAUCUCGAUAUCAGAGCCUCAGAAAUACAACUGGUAAUUUUAAUAUAUAAAAACAGGUGUAUAGGACCAUAAAGACAAAUGAAUUGAUCAACACAGAAUUGAAGGACCACUGCAUGCAAACUUAUGCUUAAUGAAACUGGCAUAAUGUUUGUGUAAUUAGACUGUAAACCAAACCGGGAGAUGAAAGGAAAUCUUAAACACAUUCAGCUUAAAAAAGUGAGACAUCCCACCAUAAUUGACUGCCGAGAAUGUAACUAUGUGUAUGGUUGACAUACUUCUACAUCGAAUAUAGCUGGCUGUCUGCAAACUUAACAUAUAGGAAUUAGGUAAGAUUUUUACUUUUCCAACUAAAACUUUAUGAAAAUCAAGUUUUUCAUUUACUGUUAUUGAAUCUAGUAAUUCAUAUGCUUCCUUAGGAUAGAAGCUUGCUGGCUUCGAUGCCUACUUUACAAGUCGUUCCUUGAUAUUUGCUGAAGUCUGUUAUUACUAUGAAUGUUACUGUAAUUAUUCCCUGGUACUUAACACAUUCAUAUUGCAGAAAUGCUUCCAGUUUUGGUGACGCCAUUACAUUAGCUGGUAGUGAAUGCAGAAGCUGGGGGGGGGUUGUGUGUGUGUGUGUGUGUAUGUGUAUGCAUGUAUGUUAAGUUGAAUCAUGGGAGUAGCAUUGGCCUUUCCCCAUGAAAUUGCAACACCUGUAAGCAGUUGUGUGUUUGUACAAAUUUUCGACAACUCAUAUGCUCAAUUUAUAAUUUUUUUUAUAUACACUUCAUGAAGAAACUAAUAGACUUCUGGUGCAUCCACAGAACUAAUGAAGUUGUGAACUAGGUUUUUGAAAUCUGUGGUAUAGAAGGUGUAACCUUUGGGUUGGGCUUUUAGUGGUUCUAUGCAGAUCUUGACCCUGUUAUAAAGAGUUGGGUUUGUUAUGCAAAAUUUUGACAACAUGGUUAGUGAACAGGGGGGAUAAUAGUAUCUAAAUGAAAAAUGAUACUGCUUGCGAAAUGUUUAAAUUGUGUGGUUUUUAAAGAAACAAAAAGAAAAAAAGAACAGUUUUUGCGUGCAGUUUAACCUAGGGAUGUGUGGCAGUGUAGAGUUUGCAUAUACAUAUAUAUAUAUAUCAUAUUUGUUGUGUUCUGUAAAUUUCUGCAGUUGUAUAAAAUAUAUAUAAAACACACACACUUAAGUUCUUUCAGUGAAGACAGUGGUCUUAUAACACAGAGAAUCGUAGUGAUAGAUUUUACCCACAGUUACUUUUUAAUAACAGUACAUAUUCCAUCGGGAAAUAGCUGGCACAUUGGUAGAUAUAUUAACAAAAUAGCAAUCCUGCAGACAAAAUUUGAGGUGAAACAUCAAUAAAAAGAUAUCAUUGUCCAGGAUGUUACCAUGUGACAUGGUACUCCAUUUUUUUCUGAUUUGUUUGUUUUAGUGACAUUCCAUGUAUGAAAAAAAAAAAAAAGCUUCCUAGAGGACCUGCUUCAUUCUUUUGUAAAUGUACUGUUGGACAGCCUGAUGACCUAUAUGUAGCCGCUCCGCAUAUUCAGAAGUACACAUUUCCGUUAUAAUUUCCAGAAUUAAUCAGUUCAGAGUUCUUGAAAACAUGAAGUAUUUUAAAAUUGAAAAUUUUUGUGUGCGUAUAUAUUUUUCUUUAUUGAACAUAAAAUGCAUAAAGGUAUAGCAUUUAAGAUUUUUAUUGUAAAUUAUAAAUAAACUACUCCAAGUUACUUAUAUUGUUGUUAUGCUGAUGAACACAGUGUUGUACAUAACUAUCAUAUUUUUCAGAGCUGUAGCUUUGUUUGCUUGCUGUGUGCUACAAAAAAAAAAUAUGACUUGUUGAUCACCAUUAUACAUUCCAAGUAGAACCAUAUGGAACCACAUGUUAACAGUGGCAGAACAGUGCAUGUUUCAAGGCAGGGAAUCUUGUAAUCUAAUUCUGAAAGUAGUGCUGCUCUGUUUCCAAUUGAAAUGUUUCGUAGUAAAAAUACAAAAAAAAAUUCAACACAGAUUCCAUCACAAGCAUGUGAAAUUUGAGGUGUUCAUCAUGGUGACUAUGAUGAGUACAAGUCUUGUGAGAUGUGUCAUCAUGUAGUCUGAGAGAUGUUUACCAACAUUUUGCGGGAACUGACUGCAUGCAAGCCACAAGCACUCUACCAGCUCUUCAGCCCUAAAUAUGGAGGUAGUAUGUCCCUCUGUAAUGUUGGUAAUCUGCCAGACUGCAUGAUGACAUAUCCCAUAUGAGAGUACUUUCUAUCACAAGCUAUUCACACUGUUCAUACAUAUAAUUAAAAUUGAUAUAGCAGGAAUUUGUUUCUCACCAUGUGCAACCUGUACUUGGGUCCACUCUGUAUACCUAUGAAGUGUAUUCCAGGGAAUCUUUCUUCAGAUGUAAAAUGGCCAGAGGAUUAUGCUAACCACUCCCCUAAGUUAAGGUCAAGAUUUCAUACCCCCACAUAACCUACAUGUCUUCAUGGGUUCGUGAUUAAACUUGGAUACUUCAUUUUGUUAGCCAUGCCAUAAUUUAAGUGAUAAGAUGCUGGCUUCUCAGUGUGUAACCUCAUGUUCUGUCUCAAAUGUCUUCCUGUGAAAUUUGUGGUGUUGGAGAAAGUUUUUCUCCAAGAUUCUUCAGUUUACUCCUGCUAUCAUCAUUCCAUCAUUGCUCCAUAUUCAUCUAUCUGUAUCCCCUGAGGUGUGUGACGGCCGUUACCAGGCAGCACAUUAUCACAGCCUUGGUCUAUAAGUGUGGGGCUUCGUCUCUGGCUCAGAACUUGGCUGGACAAAUGGAAUCAUUGAAAGAUGAGUAUUUUAUGCUACAGUGAUACAUACAUAUGAUACGUACUAGAUUUAUCAUUACAAAUAAAUUAUUUUUUUGCUGUAAGAAUACUCAGCUCUUUUCCUCUAUAAAUAUUUCUCAUAAACAUCCUCUCUCAGUUUUGGACCCACUUCAGACGUUGAAAGACCUCUUGAUUUGUGCAUUUUUUAAGUUCUGUAUUAACUUGCUUUUAUUUUCAUUUUAUGGGAAGGAUUCUGAUAUAUAAAUUUCAAUUAAUCAGACAGGCAUUUAGUAAGUUAUUUAAUGUGACAACAUACAGUAAUUAUUGAGGGACAAGAUAACAUAUGAAGGUGGCUGUAUGUUGCACCGUUACCACACUGCAGGCAAUAUAGUAUGAGAGUUAUCCAGAAUGUAAGUACUGAUGGGCUAUUGAAAAAAAAAAACAAACAAGAAUUUAUUUCCAAACAAUUUGUAUUGCUAUUUGAUGUACAUACCGUUCACUACUUUUCGACAUAGUUUCCACCAAUGUGGAGGCACUUUUCAUAUCGGGGCACCAGUUUUUGUAUCUCUGCAUUGUAGAAUGAUGCCACCUAUGAUGGAAGCCACAUGUUAACGGUUUCUUUGACCUCAUCAUUGUUGUGGAACCGCCAGCCACCAAAGAAAGUUCUCAGAUGCAGGAACACAUUAAAAUCACUUGGCGCUAAGCCUGGGCUGUAGGGGGAUGAUCGAAUUGUUCCCAGCCAAAUGUCACAAUGAGAUAUUGCAUGGUGGUAGCAGUGUAUAGGUGGGCAUUUUCGUGAAGCAUCACAACACUCUGACUGAGCAUGCCAUGUUAUUUGUUCUGAAUGACAUGACACAGUUUCAUAGACACCUGCAUUGAUUGUUGAGUCUUGAGGCAAGAAUUCCACAAGGAGAACGUGUUUUCUGCCCAAAACACUGUGCCCAUGAUCUUGUGAGUUGAAAUGGUCUGCUUGAAUUUUUUUCUGUAUUGGUGAUGGUGUGUGCAUCCACUCCAUGGACUGCUGCUUUGAUUCAGGGGUUACGUGUGACACCCAUGCCUUGUCUUCUGUGACUGCAGCUCAAGAAGUCAUUGCCUUGCUUGCUGUAUCACACUGGCCUGCUGUUUCAUUUUGUGUUCUUCUGUAAGCAUCUUCUGCAUCCAGCGUGAACACAAUUUCCAAAAAUGAAGUUUAUCAGAUACAGUUUCAUGAAAAACUGACCGUGAAAUUUGUGGAAAAUUCAGGGAAAGUGCCGAAAUGGUGAAUCGUCUGUUGCAUUGAAUCCUCUCUUCCACUGCACCCACAAAAUCUUCAUUAACCACAGAGUGUCAGCCACUCUGCAGAUCAUCGUGCACAUUCUUGUGCCCUUCAUUGAAGUGUCUCACCCAUCUCCAUACUGAUGUAUCACUCGUGGCAUGUUCUCCAUACACAUUACAAAGUUAACGAUGAAUGUCAGCCGGUUUCGUGUUUCUUGUAUUGAAGAAAUGGCUUACAGACUGCAUUUCACAUGUGGUGGGCUUCUCAAUUUUCUUGAUCAUUGUAAACACACAGGAUGAUGCAUAAAUGCUAUCUGAUUAUCUGCAGAUGGCGUCCUUGCCUUCCCAGAGAACCAACAAACUCUGAACGCAUGUGCACCAUUGUGACCACAGCACUGCAGCAGCAGUAUUUACAAACGGAAUUUAUUUUGUGGAUAUGUCUCGUAUAUAACCUUUAUGUAUGCUACAUACAGUAUUCAUUACAUAGGCUACAUGUUUUGAUCUAGAUGUUCAUCACCAGACCUCAUAUUCUUUUAUCUCACAAACUGUCCUUUUCACAGGAUAAGGGAAUAUGAGACUCAGUGCUGACUAUAUGGGUCAAGCAUGUAGCAUGCAAGUAAUGGACACCACAUGCAGCUGUAGUAAAGUUCAUGUACAGCACUGACUUGUGUGGUGUGUGAUAUCAAAACCACAGUAUGAUAGAGAAUGGUAUUUCACAUUUAAGUGAAGGAGUCUGUGUAUAUCAACACAUUUUCCCAUUACUACAGAAGUUCAUUGGGAAAAUGUAUAAACAUACUUCUCAUAUAUUCAGAUGAUUGGUGAGAGAAGAGUUAUAUAUGUUUAUAAAAACACCCAGACACAAGAGUAACGAUAGUUUUACUGGUUUUUAUAUAGUUUCCAAAAUUCAACCAGAGUUGGGUUAAAUUUGAUUGUUUGCUCAUUAUUGCCAUUUAUAGUUCUCAACGGAUCCAGAAUGAAAUAUAUAACACACAAAAUUAUAAUUUGUCUAUACAGAACAUUUUUGUACCUGAAGAAGGAGAGCAGUUUCACAUCUCCACCUGAGGAAUGGAAACAGACUUCAUUUUAUGUCAUUUUGAUGUAUGCUUUUUGAUGUUUUUGGACUUUUGUCAGAUUUUAGAUCUUAAUGGCCUGCAAGAUGUAAAAUUUUAUGGAAUGAACUGUAAUUUUAUGUUCAUUCAUUAACAUUUAUUAAAACAUAAUACUAUAUAAAGCAAAUUUUUAUUACUACGAAUUCAUACAUUAUAUCUUAUCAUUCCUGAUUUGCAUUGCUUCAUUUCUUCUUCAUAGAACUGGUGAGCAGACAUGGAAAGGUUGUCAGAAACUAUGUGGUUUAUAUUUAGGAUUUAAGUAAGUUGAAGAUAUGUGAUUUGCAAAUUAGAAUUAUGAGUGCCAUGGGAUAGUGUUUCUUGCAUUACUCCGAAGAAUCAAUUGUCUCGUGUUAAAGUGACUUUGGAUACUUAAAGGUCUUUCUGACUUUGCAGUAAUAAAGUUAAACAAAUUAUGUGAACAGAUGAAAUAAGCUUUCUUAGCAGGGAUUUAAUUUAUGGAUUUUUUAAUUUCAGAAACUAAAUUCUGCUGUGUGAUACAAUAAUGGUUGGAUCUGCUUCAGAAUUGAACAUGAAAUAAGUUCUGUUUAUAAAGCAGGUGGUAAAUGAGCAUACUUUCGUUGUGGAAUACCUUAUGCAGUAAUGGCUCCAAACAUACAUUUAUGCUCGUAUUAUAUAUUUUUACAAUUUCUCCUUUGGUCAUCAGCCUGUCCACUGCACAAGUUGGUGGUGGUGGUGUUAUUGUGUUGUUUUGUCGCAUAUUUGAACACGUUUCUUUCUUUUCGUCCACUGUUAAGGAAUCAGAAAUAAAGAACUUAACUUUUUUCUCCUGUGUGCAGGACAUGCUGGACACAACAUCACUAUUGAUGGCGGAUGACAUAUAUUUUACCUAUAAGCACAGCUUUUCAUCAAAACGCAUCCAAAUUGGAAUGGGUUUUUUUAAUUCUGCUGUUAGGUGCAGUUGGUAUCAUUCUUUCCCCAUUCCAAUUUAGAACUGGGCUCAGUUAAUCCUGAAUCAGAGCUUGGGGCUCAUAAUUUCACAAGUUCAAUAAAAUGAAAAUUCUUCUAUGCUUCUACUUGCUCAGAUUAAACCAGCUUAUAAAUAUUUCCGGAAGGAGUUUAUAUACUUCUAGCUGUAAUUUAAAAUAUUUUAACAAAUAGUUAUGUUGUGUGUCCUUUUAUUGAACUUCCCAUGACCGCUUUUGAGAUCGGGACCAUUGAAGACAAACCUAGGAGAGAGAGAAAAUAUGUGAGAUUUAAAAGAAUGUGAACAAAUUUGAUGAGUAAAAAUAGGUGAAAAAAAAUGAAUACAUUUGUGAAUACAUCUAGAUUGAUGAAGUGGCAUUUUUAUUUGCAUAUGAAGAGAUUUUAAUUUGCAUGGCAGUCAAAUCCCACUUGGAGUGUAAGCUUGUUGUUGCUUUAAAAACAUAUCCUUUUAAUUUUUUUAUUUUGGCCAAUAUAUAUGUAUAUGUGUAUAUAUGUAUAUAUAUUUGCCAUGCAUAAAUUUGUGUUUGAUGAAUUUUGUUAAGGAGAAUUGAUAUCUUCCUUUGUACAAUCAUUGUAAAGGUGUGCCCUAAUGUAAAUAUAAUAAGAUUGAAAAAACUGACCCAUGUAAUUUGGGUCGAAAGUGGUGAAAUGAAUAAAUUCAAAUAUAUAUUC
Cryptotermes secundus is the source of this 13092-nucleotide messenger RNA. RefSeq names its product myocardin-related transcription factor B. Lineage: Eukaryota; Metazoa; Arthropoda; Insecta; Blattodea; Kalotermitidae. The record is from RefSeq and is a predicted model, not a curated record. Bases 1437 to 5750 code for a protein of 1437 amino acids. The transcript is spliced from 14 exons.